AAUGCAUGCUUUGCUAAGUAAUCUGGGAAGAGAAAUUGUCCGUCCAAAGUCAGAUGAAAAUCGUCGAUGGAUCUACGACGUGUUCCUGAGCUUCAGAGGGGAAGACACUCGUUCCGGCUUCAUUUCUCAUCUCCAUAAUGACCUCUCAAGAUGUGGAAUCCACACUUACAUCGAUAACAACCUUGAGAAGGGAACGGAGUUGGGACCUGAACUAUUGCGAGCAAUAGAAGGGUCUCAUAUAUGUAUUGUUGUUUUCUCCGAAAACUAUGCAGAUUCUAGUUGGUGCCUUAAGGAGCUGACAAAAAUAAUGGAAUGCUGCCAAGUAAGUUAUGACCAGAGGGUUUUGCCCAUAUUUUACGGUGUUGACCCAUCUGAUGUACGUAAACAGACUGGUGCUUUUGGAAAAGCCUUUGAAAAAUUUUCAGACAGAUAUUAUUCACAGGAAGUGUUGUCCAGUUGGAAGAGUGCACUCACCCAAGCUGCAAAUGUGUCUGGUUGGGAUAUGAGGAAUUGCAGGAGUGAAGCUGAACAAGUGGUAAGAAUUGUUCGUGAUGUUUUAAGAAGACUAAACAACACAUUUUUAUCCAUUACCGAUUUUCCAGUUGGCUUAGAAUCCCAUGUGAAAAAAGUGAUUGGGUUUAUCGAAAACCAAUCAAGCAAAGUUUGUAUGGUAGGGAUCUGGGGUAUAGGUGGAUCGGGUAAAACAACCACAGCCAAAGCCAUUUACAAUGAAAUUCAUCGCAGGUUUGUGGACAGAAGUUUCAUUGAAAAUAUUAGAGAAGUUUGUGAACAAGAUAGUAGAGGGAAAAUUGAUUUACAAGAACAACUUCUUUUAGAUGUCCUUAGAACAGAGGUGAAUAUCCAUAGCAUUGCAAUGGGAACAACUAUAAUCAAAAAAAGACUUUGUGGAAAAAGGGUACUUGUUGUGUUUGAUGAUGUGUCUAAGUUGGGGCAGUUAAAGGCCCUAUGUGGAAAUCGUGAACUGUUUGGUGAAGGAAGUGUAAUAAUCAUUACAACUAGAGAUAUACGCCUCCUUACAGAACUUGAGGUCGACUGCGUUUAUGAAAUGGAGAAAAUGAAUGAAAAUGAGUCCCUUGAGCUCUUUAGUUGGCAUGCUUUUAGGGAAGCAAGACCAAGAGAAGACUUGAUUGAACUCUCACAAAGUAUAGUUGCUUACUGUGGGGGACUACCACUUGCUCUCGCAGUCCUUGGAUCUUUCUUACAUGACAGGACAAAAAAACAAUGGGAAAGUGUAUUAUCAAAACUAAAAAUAAUUCCCAAUGAACAAGUUCAAAAGAAACUAAGAAUAAGCUUUGAUGGUUUGGAAGAUCAGAUGGAAAGGGAUAUAUUUCUUGACAUAUGUUGUUUCUUUAUUGGUAAAGACAGAGUCUAUGUUACUGAGAUACUGAAUGGCUGUGAACUUCAUGCUGAUAUUGGAAUAACAGUGUUGAUAGAAAGGUGCCUCGUAAAAGUUGAAAAGAAUAACAAGCUCGGAAUGCAUGAUUUGCUACGUAAUAUGGGAAGAGAAAUUGUCCGUCAAAGUUCACCAGAGGAACCUGAGAAGCGUAGUCGAUUGUGGGUUCAUAAGGAAGUACUUGACGUGUUAAUGGAACAUACUGGAACAAAGGCUAUUCAGGGAUUGGCUUUCAAGUUGCAAGGAACUAAUACAGAUUGCUUCGAUACCAAAGCAUUUGAGAAAAUGAAGAGACUGAGACUUCUGCAUCUUGAUUGUGUAAAACUUGAUGGAGAUUAUGAGUAUCUUCCCAAGCACCUGAGAUGGGUCUAUUGGCAGGGAUUUCCUUUAAAAUACAUACCUGACAUUUUUUCUCUGGAAAAAGUAGUUGCUAUUAGCUUAAAACAUAGUAAUCUAAAACUAGUAUGGAAGGAGCCCCAGUUGCUGGAGAGGUUGAAAUUCCUCAAUCUCAGUCAUUCCACGGACUUGACAAACACCCCUGACUUUUCAAAACUUCCGAAUCUAGAAAAGCUCAUUCUCAAGGACUGUCCAAGUUUGUCCGAGGUACACCAAUCCAUUGGAGAUCUAAGUAAACUUCUUCUGCUAAAUUUGAAGGACUGUACAAGCCUUAGCAAUCUCCCAAAAAGGAUCUAUGAGUUGAAAUCUGUGAAAAUUCUGAUCAUUUCUGGUUGUUCAAAGAUUGACAAGUUAGAAGAUGAUAUAGAGCAAAUGGAAUCCUUGACAACUCUAAUUGCAAAAGAUACAGCUGUAGAAGAAUUUCCCCGUAUAAUAGUAAGAUUGAAAAGCAUUGCAUAUAUAUCCCUAUGUGGAUAUGAAGGAUUAUCACGGGAUAUUUUUCCUUCUCUCAUAUGGUCUUGGAUGUCACCAACAAAGGGGAUUUCCCCAUUCAGGGGCAUGUCAUCUUCUCUAAUUUCCAUUGAAGCGCAGGACAAUAAUUUGGGAUAUCUAUCAUCAAUGCUUCUGAAUCUUUCCAAGCUUCGAGGUGUUUUGGUGCAAUGCAGCUCCGAGUUUCAAUUGACUCAAGAAUUAAAAAGAAUCCUAAAUUUUACUGAAUCGAACACAUCAUCAUCAUCUGCGUCACAAAUUUCAGAUCUUUCAUUGAGAUCGCUUUCGAUUGGAAUGGGAAGUUACUCCAUGGUCAUCGAUAUUCUUAAGGAGAGCAUAUCACAGGGAUUGACAAACAAUGCUUCCAAUGAUUUUUUCCUUCCGGGUGAUAAUUGUCCUAAUUGGCUAGCUUAUACCAAUGAAGGACAUUCAGUGUUUUUUCAAGUGCCUGCGGAUAGUGAUUUUCACAUGAAGGGUAUGAUUUUAUAUGUUGUUUAUUCAUCAAACCCUGAAAACAUGGCAGUUGAAAGUGUUGUAAGUGUCUUAAUCAUUAAUUACACAAAGUGCACCAUCCUGAUAUACAAGGGAGACACUGCAAUGUCUUUUAAUGAUGAAGAUUGGGAGGGGUUAAUAUCAAAUCUAGGAGCAGGUGACAAUAUUGAGAUUUUUGUAGCAUUUGAGAAUGGAAUGAUUGUUAAGGAGACAUAUAUCUAUCUGACAUGUGGCCAGUCAAUUAUUGUGGAAAUGGAGCCAUCACCUGAAUUGAACGUGCAACCAUCAUCUAAUGUGAAAGUGGAGCCAUCACCGAAGCCUAAUGAAAAUAUCUUCACAAUACUUAUCAAGAGAAUGGGAGAAUGUUUAGGCUUGAACUGGAACUGAGGUUUCAACAAUUUUUGAUUGGGCAUGUCAUUGUCAUAAUAUAGGUUCCCUUGUUUUGUGAUUUGCAUUGGAAAGUCUUGUUAAAAGUCCAUUUCUUGUUAUUAUAAAUCUCAUGAUUGCUUGACAAUACAAGGUAUAAUGCUAUAGAACUGUGAGGAAAAUAUUU
Molecule: messenger RNA, 3344 nt
Organism: Gastrolobium bilobum
Lineage: Eukaryota; Viridiplantae; Streptophyta; Magnoliopsida; Fabales; Fabaceae
Product: disease resistance protein RUN1-like
Exons: 5
Coding region: 2-3178 (1058 amino acids)
Biological process (GO): signal transduction; defense response
Molecular function (GO): ADP binding
Source: RefSeq, a predicted model, not a curated record